GGGAGAACCCGCGACAACAAAAGGCGCGGGCGGCGGCGGCGGCGGCCCGGCGGAGCGAAGCUGGGGAGUCCUGUACUGUGCUCGCCGCCGGAGAUCAGGGCUUUCUCGAGCCGGAGUCCAGAAAUUACAUAAAAUGGAUAUUUCUCACACUAGAUACUGAAUAUUAAGUAAAAUCUAAGUUGCUAUGGAAGAAAUACCAGUAAAAGUUGCUGUAAGAAUCCGACCUCUGCUAUGCAAAGAAGUUCUUCAUAAUCAUCAAGCUUGUGUGAGAGUUAUUCCAAACACCCAGCAAAUUAUCAUUGGGAAAGAUAGAGUCUUUACUUUUGAUUUUGUUUUUGGCAAGAAUUCCACUCAAGAUGAAGUUUAUAAUGCAUGUAUAAAGCCACUAGUGUUGUCGCUCAUUGAGGGCUAUAAUGCAACCGUUUUUGCCUAUGGACAAACUGGAUCCGGGAAGACCUACACCAUUGGAGGAGGCCAUGUUGCUUCAGUUGUGGAGGGUCAAAAGGGUAUCAUUCCUCGAGCUAUCCAAGAAAUAUUUCAAAACAUCUCUGAAAAUUCUAGCACUGACUUUAAUAUCAAAGUGUCUUAUAUAGAAGUAUAUAAGGAAGACCUAAGAGAUCUUCUAGAAUUGGAAACAUCUAUGAAGGAUCUUCACAUCCGAGAAGAUGAAAAAGGAAACACAGUGAUUGUUGGGGCCAAGGAAUGUCACGUGGAGAAUGCAGAUGAGGUGAUGAGUCUCCUGGAGAUGGGGAAUGCAGCCAGGCAUACAGGUACCACCCAAAUGAACGAGCACUCCAGUAGAUCACAUGCAAUUUUUACAAUCAGCAUUUGUCAAGUAGAGAAAAAUACAGAGGCAGCUGAAGAUGGAUCGUGGUAUUCCCAUCGGCAUAUUGUCUCAAAGUUCCACUUUGUGGAUUUGGCGGGCUCGGAAAGAGUAACUAAAACCGGGAAUACUGGCGAACGGUUCAAAGAAUCCAUUCAGAUCAACAGUGGGCUGUUGGCUUUAGGAAAUGUAAUCAGUGCUCUUGGGGACCCACGCAGGAAGAGCUCCCAUAUUCCAUAUAGGGACGCUAAAAUCACCCGGCUUCUGAAAGAUUCCUUGGGAGGCAGUGCCAAGACUGUCAUGAUCACUUGCGUCAGCCCAUCCUCCUCAGAUUUUGACGAGUCCUUAAAUUCCCUCAAAUAUGCCAACAGAGCACGCAAUAUUAGAAACAAACCCACCUUAAACUUCAGCCCCGAGUCUGACCGUAUGGAUGAAAUGGAAUUUGAAAUCAAGUUGCUUCGAGAAGCUCUGCAAAGCCAGCAGGAUAGCAGCAGCCAAACCAGCCAGAUCCAUCAAGAGGGGACUCCUGAUAAAAACAGGAUCCGGUCUCUUGAGGAACAAGUAGCUCAGCUACAAGGAGAGUGUCAGAGUUACCAAACCUGUGUAGAGGAAGCCUUUACCUUCCUGGUGGACUUAAAGGGUGCUGUCAGACUGAACCAAAAGCAGCAACACAAACUGCAGGAGUGGUUUAACAUGACCCAGGAUGUCAGGAAGGCGGUGUUCACCUCGUUCAGAGGGAGCCACGGCGUCGGCAACCUGGAAGAAGGACCACAGCAUGUGACAGUUCUCCAGCUGAAGCGAGAGCUUAGGAAAUGCCAGUGUGCACUGGCUGCUGAUGAAGUUGUAUUUAAUCAGAAGGAAUUGCAGGUGAAGGAACUGAAGAAUCAAGUACAAAUGAUGGUCCAGGAAAACAAAGGACACGUGGUAUCUUUGAAAGAAGCACAAAACGUCAAUAGAUUGCAGAAUGAAAAAAUAAUAGAACAACAACUUCUUGUGGAUCAACUGAGUGAAGAACUAGCAAGACUUAAUCCGUCAAUGACAUCUUCAGCUACGGAAACUUGUGGAGACAGGCCAGACACCAGGACACCUGGAAAGAGGCCAUGUACCGUACCGUUUGAUACUCGUUUGGGGCAUUAUAUUUAUAUCCCAGCCAGAUCAGAUUCCAGGAAGGUCUACACAAGUCCUUCUGUGUACUCUCUGGAUCGAGUAGUUGCUGGAUUUCGAACACGAAGUCAGAUGCUGCUGGGUCAUAUAGAAGAACAAGAUGAAGUCCUCCACUGCCAAUUUUCUGAUGACAGUGAUGAUGAAGAAUCAGAAGGCCAAGGGAAAUCUGAAAUUAGACAUAGAAGUCGCUCGUGGAUUCAGAAGCGAAGUUCUGUUUGUUCUCUUGUUGAAUUGAAUGAUAUUCAGGAUCAAACACAAAAGUCAAGUUUGGGGAAUGAAGAUUUAAAGAUUGAAUGUCUCCAGGAGAGUCAAGAGUUGAAUUUGCAAAAAUUAAGGAAUUCAGAACUCAUACUUACUGAAGCCAAACAGAAAAUGAGAGAACUUACAAUUAACAUCAAGAUGAAGGAAGAUCUAAUUAAAGAAUUAAUAAAAACAGGUAACCAUGCCAAGUCUGUAAGCAAACAGUAUUCUCUGAAAGUAACAAAACUUGAGCACGAAGCAGAACAGGCAAAAGUGGAAUUAACUGAAACAGAGAAGCAGCUGCAGGAACUAGAAAACAAAGAUCUUUCUGAUAUCGCCCUGAAGGUAAAAUUACAGAAGGAGUUCCGCAAAAAGAUGGACGCCGCAAAGCUAAGAGUCCAGGUCUUACAGAAGAAGCAACAAAAUAGUAAGAAAUUGGCAUCAUUGUCAAUCCAAAAUGAGAAACGUGCUAAUGAACUAGAGCAGAAUGUAGAUCACAUGAAACAUCAAAAGGUACAGCUGCAAAAGAGACUUCGAGAAGAAAAUGAAAAAAGGAAGCAACUGGAUGCAGAAAUUCAGCGGGAUCAACAAAAAAUCAAAGAACUAAAGUCAAAAACAGAACAGGAAGACUCUCUGACACUGGAAACCGAGGACCUUGAUGCAUUUAAGAUGAAAAAGAGAAAAGGUUCGUUUGGAAGUAUAGACCAAUUCCAGAAAUUGGAUGAGCAAAAGAAAUGGUUAGAUGAAGAAGUAGAAAAAGUCCUGAACCAACGCCAAGAAUUGGAGGAGCUGGAAGAAGAUUUAAAAAAACGAGAGGCCAUAGUUUGUAAGAAGGAGGCCCUGUUACAGGAGAAGAGCCACCUGGAAAAUAAGAAGUUGAGAUCUAGCCAGGUCUUAAACACAGAUAGUUUGAAAAUAUCAACUCGCCUGAACUUGUUGGACCAAGAGUUGUCUGAAAAGAAUGUAGAGCUGCAACACAGCACAGCUGAGGAGAAAAUAAAGAUUUCUGAACAAGUUCAGGCCCUCCAGAAAGAGAAGGAUCAGCUACAGAGACGAAGAAACAGUGUGGACGAGAAACUUAAAAAUGGUAGUGUGUUGUCACCUGAAGAAGAACAUGUUCUUUUCCAACUUGAAGAAGGGAUUGAAGCUUUGGAAGCUGCAAUUGAAUACAAGAAUGAAAGUAUCCGGAGUCGCCAGAACUCGCUCAGAGCUUCAUUCCAAAACCUCUCUUGUAGUGAAGCAAAUGUCUUGGAAAAACUAAUUUGCCUGAGUCCCAUUGAGAUUAGAGCUAUUCUUUUCAGAUAUUUCAAUAAGGUGGUCAUUUUGCGAGAAACUGAACGGAAACUACACUUAGAGAAUGAAGAAGUUAAAAUGAAGAUUCUGGAGCGGGAUAAUAUGGUUCGUGAGUUGGAAUCUGCAUUGGAACAUCUGAAAUUGCAGUGCGACCGGAGACUGACUCUCCAGCAAAAGGAACAUGAGCAAAAACUGCAGCUGCUGUUACAUCAUUUUAAAGAGCAAGAGGGGGAAGGCAUUAUGGAAACUUUCAAAACAUAUGAAGAUAAAAUCCAGCAGCUGGAAAAAGACCUUUAUUUCUAUAAGAAAACUAGCAGAGAUCUUAAGAAGAAACUUAAGGAAUUGGUAGGGGAAACAGUUCGGCGGCAACAAGUACCAUCUGAACAUCAUGAUGCUGGAGAUGGAGUCCUGAACCCUGAAGAAGCAGUCAUGGUUCCAGAAGAAUUAAAAUGGGCAUCCAGAACUGAAAGUAUAAAGUUAAGUGGAAGAGAAAGAGAAUUAGACAGUUCAACAAGCAGCUUAAGAACACAACUGAAUCCUCAGAAGCUCUUGGAAGAGGCCCCGGAAUUACCUCCAAUCUGUAGCUCUUUAGCACCCACUAGUGGGCAUUUGCUAAACAAUGAGGAUAAAAAAGAAAUAGACGAGUAUCAUUUCAUAAAAUCUCACAGUCGACCAUCACCUCAAAUCCAGCCAGUGGGAAACGCAGGACAGCUUCAUGGUGUCACAUCUGUAAAGUUAUGUCGUAAAGAGUUACGUCAGAUUUCUGCCUUGGAACUAUCACUACGGCGUUCCAGUCUUGGAGUUGGGGUUGGAUCUAUGACUCCUGAUUCCAUUGAAGUAGCUAGGAAGCCGAGUGACUUUAAAACAGACAUUUGAUAAUACAAUUUUCAAUUUAGUAGAGGUGUAAGAUUCCUUUUUCUAACCUGUUAGAAAUUAAAGCUUAUGCUCACUAGUUCUUCCCUCAGGAUAAAGGAAGAAGGGAAGGAAGGAAUCAUUUUAUAUACUAUAGACGUGUGUAUCUUCUGUGGUAUAUUUGGGGAGUUUUAAUGACUUGCAGAUAUUUCCAUAAUAACGAAAUGAACACGUUUUCCCAUAGUAUCAAAUAAUGGAAUAUUUAAAUAUUUCCCCUUAUAACUUUGCUUAAAAUUUCUCUCCAGGCAUAUAUAAAGAACAAAACAUAAAAGUAGGAUUAUAAACUAAAAUAUCCAUCAAAUGUAUAUUGCCAUAUAAUAUAAAAGUAUGUUUUAAUACAUUAAUUAUAUCUUACAAGUUCAUAUUAUUAUCAUUCUCAAAUAUAAAUAUGUGUUUGUUAUUUUGGAGAGAUGCAGUUAAAUAUUGCUUGUAUGAGCAGGGGAGUCUCCUGCUGCAUAUGUUUUGGCAUAGCUGAAAAUCUGUGCCAAAAUGCAGUCUGUGGAUGAAGGUAAUUGAUUAGGUUUAUGGUUAAAGUUAAUUUAUGGUCCUCAGUGUCCACAGAGGUUAGGUGAUCAGUCUUGACUUUUUAAACAUGGUUCUCUGCUUUUUCUGAGAUUGUUUUCAGAAUGUCAUAUUGUUGGUUUGCUAAUAUUAUGGAAUGUAAGUCUUCGUCUCUCUCCCACCCUGUCUAUUCAACAUAGAUCUCAUUAGGCUACUAGAUUUGGGGGAAAGGAUGCAGUUCCUUGCCACAGGGAAGCAAUAAUAGAAUAACAAUAAAGCAUUACAGCAUUUCAAGGAAAAGAUACCUGGACACAGGGAGUAUGACUAUAAACUUGACGUCUAACCAGAGGCUCAAUAGCUAAUGAUCCGUUGGGCUUACUGGGAGAUUUUUUUCUACGGCCUGCUAGGUCAGGUCAUGCACACAGGCAGGCCAGACUGCAUUGGGACUGUAAAUAUGUAAAUGAAAACUUUUCUUCAUGAUUUUUUUUAGUCUAAAUCUUACUAUAUAAUCUAAACUUCAGUUUGGAAUUAAGAACUGAACACUGAUUGGCCCAACAAACGGUUUGUACUUUUUCAUCAUACUUUUUAAUCACGAAAACAUCCCAUUAUAAUGACCAGAGGUAUUUUGUUACUUUUUGUUGCUGCUGUUGUCAUUUGUGUUACUUUUCCACAUUUUCACUUGUAAAAUAAAAUUUUUUCUUAAACUAA
Messenger RNA from Herpailurus yagouaroundi (jaguarundi), 5641 nucleotides. It is a transcript of the gene KIF27, whose product is annotated as kinesin family member 27. Lineage: Eukaryota; Metazoa; Chordata; Mammalia; Carnivora; Felidae. Gene Ontology annotation, molecular function: ATP binding; microtubule binding; microtubule motor activity. The transcript is spliced from 18 exons. The record is from RefSeq and is a predicted model, not a curated record. Gene Ontology annotation, cellular component: microtubule associated complex. Gene Ontology annotation, biological process: mitotic spindle organization; spindle elongation; microtubule-based movement. The coding region runs from base 185 to 4396 and encodes 1403 amino acids.